AGGGGCUUUAGCAGCUGCUGCUAAACGUGCUGCCCGAGGCUCGAGCUGAGGGUCAGCGCCGCCGGCGCCAUAAUCCAGCAUGAGUGAUAUCACAAAGACGACGACGACGAGCCGUAAUCAGGCAGUUCUUUUUCACAAAAUGAGCGAAUCAGAUGAAGCAGCUGCUGCUAAACGCACUACCCGAGCAGAGGCUCAGCGCCGCCGACGCCAAGAUCCUGAAGUGCGUGCCGCCGAAGCUGAAGCUAAACGGCGCCGUCGACAAGACCCUGAAGUGCGCGACGCCGAAGCCAAGGCUCAUCGCCGCCGCCGAGAGCAGCCAGGAGUGAGCGCCGCCGAAUCGGAAACCAGGAGCCGCUAUCGAGAGGACCCGGAAGUGCGCAACGCCAAAGCAGAGGCUCAUCGCCGGCGCCGAGAGCAACCAGGAGUGGCCGCUGCUGAGGCUGAAUCUAAGCGCCGCCGUCGAGAGGACCCGGAAGUGCGCGACGCCGAAGCAGAGGCUCAUCGCCACCGCCGAGAGCAGCUAGGAGUUUGCGCUGCUGAGGCUGAAUCUAAGCGCCGCCGUCGAGAGGACCCUGAAGUGCGCGACAACCCGGAAGUCCGCAACGCCGAAGCAGAGGCUCAUCGCCGGCGCCGAGAGCAACCAGGAGUGGCCGCUGCUGAGGCUGAAUCUAAGCGCCGCCGUCGAGAGGACCCUGAAGUGCGCGACGCCGAAGCAAAGGCUCAUCGCCACCGCCGAGAGCAGCUAGGAGUGGGCGCUGCUGAGGCUGAAUCUAAGCGCCGCCGUCGAGAGGACCCGGAAGUGCGCGACGCCGAAGCAGAGGCUCAUCGCCGCCGCCGAGAGCAGCCAGGAGUGAGCGCCGCCGAAGCGGAAGCCAGGAGCCGCUAUCGAGAGGACCCGGAAGUGCGCAACGCCAAAGCAGAGGCUCAUCGCCGCCGCCGAGAGCAGCCAGGAGUGAGCGCCGCCGAAGCGGAAGCCAAGCAAAAAACAAGGAUUGCUAAGCCUGACGGUGCAACAAAAAUUUUCCAACGGCUGUUUAGAGACAACCCGUUUGGGAGCGUAUGUUCAGUCUGCGAUCGGCUCUGGUUCCAGAACGACUUGCAACCGCUACCGGACAGAUGUCACGAAACCCUAGAGCAAUCAUUUCCAAACUGGGACCUAACCCAAUUCAAACUGUGCUCGACCUGCAUACAAUCAGUGCAAAAGGGUCAUAUUUCUCAUCUUUCCUCAAGUAACGGUUAUGUAUAUCCCCCGAAGCCAGCCCACCUCCCACAACUGAACGCGGUGAGUGAGAGACUCAUAUCUCCACGAAUUCCUUUCAUGCAACUGCGACGGCUGAUGCACGGUGGAGGUCAAAACGGCAUUAAGGGACCAGUAGUGAACGUCUGUGUGACGUGGAUGACAUGGUGA
Ixodes scapularis (black-legged tick) is the source of this 1408-nucleotide messenger RNA. Its product is annotated as vicilin-like seed storage protein At2g18540. The record is from RefSeq and is a predicted model, not a curated record. Bases 80 to 1408 code for a protein of 442 amino acids. The transcript has 2 exons. Lineage: Eukaryota; Metazoa; Arthropoda; Arachnida; Ixodida; Ixodidae.